AGCACAACAGUUUCUAUGGAUACAAGUAAUUCAACCAAAGAAACUGGCGACAUCCCUAUCCCGGUGACUAGUUCCAAGUCAUCGAAGGCGGCCCCUCCUCCAGUCGUAGCGGCAAAAGCCAAGAAAACCGCCAAACAACCGCUAGUGUCAGGGUGGAAAAGGGGUCUUGGCAUCAUUGACUUCAUUUUAAGGAUAUGUGCCAUUGCUGCGGCCCUAGCGGCUGCUACCGCUAUGGGCACCACCAGCCAACAACUCCCCUUUUUCACCCAGUUUUUUCAGUUCAAAGCUGAUUACGAUGACCUCCCCGCUUUCACGUUUUUCGUGAUUGCAAAUGCCAUGGCUGGUGCUUACUUAGUACUCUCGUUGCCAUUUUCUAUCUUGUGCAUCGUUCGACCACAUAUCUUAGGAGCUAGGUUGAUGCUCCUUGUUUUCGACACUGUUGCAGUGCCAUUGGUGACUGCUGCUGCAUCAGCGGCUGCGUCAAUAGUCUACUUGGCACACAAUGGCAACUCGGACGCAAAUUGGGUGGCGAUCUGUCGACAGUUCAACGACUUCUGCCAGCGCGUUAGUGGAGCUGUGGUGGCGUCCUUUAUAACUGCACUCCUGUUUGUAGUCCUUGUUGCUGUGUCUGCAGUGGCUCUUCGGCGAAAGUGAACGACAAACGAAAGUGGCUAUUUCUGUCAAUCAUGUUUUUUCAUAUUAUGUUUUUUUUGUGAUCAACAAAUGAAAGUGUGAUUCUGGAUCUUUAUCAUCGUAUGUAUUUGUCAGUAAGUAGUUUUUUUCCAGUUUGUUAACGAUUAAUAUAUAUUAAUAGUUAACACAAGUUUGGGCUGAA
Molecule: messenger RNA, 835 nt
Organism: Helianthus annuus (common sunflower)
Lineage: Eukaryota; Viridiplantae; Streptophyta; Magnoliopsida; Asterales; Asteraceae
Product: casparian strip membrane protein 1
Exons: 3
Coding region: 16-654 (212 amino acids)
Source: RefSeq, a predicted model, not a curated record